This is a messenger RNA of Cynocephalus volans (Philippine flying lemur), 906 nucleotides long. RefSeq names its product olfactory receptor 14K1-like. Gene Ontology annotation, cellular component: membrane. Lineage: Eukaryota; Metazoa; Chordata; Mammalia; Dermoptera; Cynocephalidae. Gene Ontology annotation, biological process: G protein-coupled receptor signaling pathway. The record is from RefSeq and is a predicted model, not a curated record. Gene Ontology annotation, molecular function: odorant binding; G protein-coupled receptor activity; olfactory receptor activity.
AUGACAAAUCAGACACUAAUGACAGAAUUCUUGCUUUUGAGAUGAAUGGAGAAUUGGAUGCUGCUGGGCUUGCGUGCUGUGCUCUUCUCGCUGCUCUACUUAGUGGCCAUGUUGAGUUUAAUCCUCCUCCUCCUCCCUAAUCUUGACCAAGGCCUCCACACCCUAAUUUUGUAUUUUUUCCUCAGGCAUUUGUCCUUCUUAGAUCUGUGUCUCAUUUCUGCCACAGUUCCCAAAUCCAUCCUCAACUCUACCACCUUCACUGACACCAUCUCUUUCCCGCCGUGUGUGCUGCAGUUGUUCCUGGUGAUAUUAUUGGUUGGGUCAGAGACUGGCAAGCUUACCGUGACGUCCUACGAUCACUAUGUUGCCAUCUGCCGCCCUCUGCACUAUGAAGCUGUCAUGAGCAGAGGAUCCUGUGUCCAGCUGAUGGCUGUGUCCUCGCUCAAUGGAGGGGCCUUGGGAAUCUUGUACUCAGCAGGGACAUUCUGUGAUGUCCCUGCCCUACUACUAAAGCUCACUUGCUCUGAAGAGCACGUCAUCAUUAAUGCCAGUGUGGUCAUUGGGGUCUGUUACGCUUUUUCAUGUUUAGUUUGCAUUGCGGUCUCCUAUGUGUAUAUUUUCUCCACUGUGUUAAAGUUCCCAUCCAGACAGAGCCAGUCCAAAGCCUUUUCCACUUGCAUGCCUCACCUCACUGUUGUGAGCACGUUUCUUGCAACAGGCGCUGUUGCUUAUUUAAAGCCAGCUUCUGAAGUACCUUCUAUUUUAGAUGUGGUGGUGUCUGUGUUCUAUUGUAUAGCACCUCCGACCUUGAACCCUGUUAUCUACUGUCUGAGGAACAAAGACAUUAAAUCCGCUCUAGGUAAAGUCCUGUGCAAUGUCGGAAGCAGCGGAGUAAUAGAAAGGUGA